This is a messenger RNA of Aspergillus niger, 996 nucleotides long. RefSeq lists its product as uncharacterized. The transcript has 3 exons. Gene Ontology annotation, cellular component: cytoplasm. The coding region runs from base 1 to 996 and encodes 331 amino acids. The record is from RefSeq and is a predicted model, not a curated record. NCBI's taxonomy places the organism in Eukaryota, Fungi, Ascomycota, Eurotiomycetes, Eurotiales, Aspergillaceae.
AUGCCCGAGAUUGCCGGGAAGGAGGUCGGCCCCAUAGGCUUUGGCCUUAUGGGAUUAACCUGGAGAGCGACACCACCGUCUCAAGAGCAGGCGUUUGAUGCCAUGCAUACUGCAAUUCAGAAGGGAUGUACCUGUUGGAACGGUGGUGAAAACUACGGCCCACUUGAAUACAAUAGUCUCGUUCUACUAGAGCAAUAUCUCGAGAGAUACCCCGAAGAUGCCGACAAAAUUGUCCUGAACAUCAAGGGUGGCGUGAACCCCGAGACCCACCAGAUAGAUGCAUCGCCGGAGAAUACACGCCGCAGUCUAGACAACUGCAUAGCACAGCUGAAAAGUCGCAAGAAGAUCGAUAUGUUCGAAUUUGCUCGUCGAGACCCGGCCGUGCCUAUGCAUGAGACGUUUGCUCUUAUUGAGAAGGAGUAUGUGCAGACCGGCAAGAUCGAGGGUAUUGCCUUGUCGGAGGUGCGGGCUGAGACUAUUCAUGAAGCUGUCAAGUAUACUAAGGUGCUUGCUGUGGAGGCUGAGCUUUCUUUGUUCACUACUGAUAUUCUGGAAAACGGCGUCGCAGCGGCCUGCGCCCAGUACGGUAUCCCGAUCAUUGCCUACUCGCCUAUUGGCAGAGGCAUGUUAACUGGUCAGUUCAAGAAGUUUGAUGACCUUCCACAGGACUCGCUGUUGCGCUCUUUCGACUUUCCGCGAUUUCAGCGGGAGAAUUUCGAGAAGAAUAUGCAGCUGGUACAGAAAGUAGAAGAUAUCGCUAAGAGGAAGAAUUGCACCCCUGCGCAGCUUGCCAUCAACUGGACGAGAGCACUCUCCAGGCGCCCGGGUGUACCAACCAUUAUUCCCAUUCCGGGUGCCACAACUGCGGAGCGGGUAGAGGAGAAUAGCACGCAAAUUGAUAUCACGGAUGAAGAGAUGCUGGAGAUUGAUGAGAUAUUGGCCAAGUUCACCCCAGCUGGUGAACGAUACCCCGGGGCCAUUCCGGUCAAUACAUAG